AAUGACAAGAACACUGCAACUGCUACUGCAUAAAGUCUAGUGAUUUUUGCUCCUCCACCAUACCCACCCGCCUAAAAAAUUCAUAGAAGCCAUGAAUUUCUUCAAGUGGGUCAACUGGUUCAUCAUUUUCCUCUGCUUUGCUGCAACACAGAUCUUCUCAGAUGAACACUCUGCAACCAAGUUUCUGGAUUUUGCAAAGGAGCCUCAGGUUUUUGAUUGGAUGGUGAAUAUCAGGAGGAAGGUUCAUGAGAAUCCAGAACUGGGUUAUGAGGAAUUUGAGACUAGUAAGCUGAUUAGAGCAGAAUUGGAUAAAUUGGGUAUCACAUAUAAACAUCCAGUUGCAGUUACAGGUGUUAUUGGCUUCAUAGGGACUGGACUUCCCCCUUUUGUUGCAAUUAGGGCUGAUAUGGAUGCUCUUCCUAUGCAGGAAAUGGUGGAGUGGGAACAUAAGAGUAAAGUACCUGGAAAGAUGCAUGCUUGUGGUCAUGAUGCUCAUGUUACUAUGCUUCUAGGUGCUGCAAAGAUCCUCAAGGAGCACGAAAAAGAGAUAAGGGGAACUGUUGUUCUUGUUUUUCAACCAGCAGAAGAAGGAGGUGGAGGGGCUAAGAAAAUUUUAGAUGCCGGGGCCUUAGAAAAUGUCUCUGCGAUAUUUGGAUUGCACGUCUCACAUAGAGUACCAGUAGGUGAAGUGGCCUCCAGGUCUGGUCCUAUGUUUGCAGGAAGCGCUUUCUUUGAAGCAGUAAUAAGUGGAAGGGGAGGCCAUGCAGCUAUUCCUCAGCAUUCUAUAGACCCCAUAUUGGCAGCUUCCAAUGUGAUUGUUAGCUUACAACAUAUUGUUUCUCGCGAGGCUGAUCCUCUUGACUCCCAGGUUUUGACUGUAGCAAAAUUUCAAGGAGGUGGUGCUUUCAAUGUCAUUCCAGACUCUGUCACAAUUGGUGGCACCUUCCGAGCCUUUUCAGAUGAAAGUAUCAUGCAAAUGAGACAUCGGAUUGAACAGGUUAUCAUUGGACAAGCUGCUGUGCAGAGGUGCAAUGCAACAGUCAGCUUCCUUGAUGAAGAGAAACCUUUCUUCCCUCCAACAGUAAACAAUGGUGACUUGCAUGAGCAUUUUCAAAGUGUUGCUAAGAGCUUGCUUGGCGUCAAUAAAGUAAAUGGCAUGGAACCAUUGAUGGGAUCUGAGGACUUUUCAUUCUACCAACAAGUUAUUCCCGGAUACUUCUUCAUGCUUGGAAUGGAGAAUGCUUCUAUUGGACAUUUUGAGUCACCACACUCUCCAUAUUUCAAAGUCAAUGAAGAUGCACUUCCUUAUGGAGCUGCACUUCAUGCAUCAUUAGCUACUAGAUAUCUUCUCACAUAUCAUCAGGACAUACCAAUAACAAAGGGAAAUUCUCAUGAUGAAUUAUAACAAACGCCCUUGCUCUUGGUGCAAUAAGGAGGUAGGGUGGCAUUGGUAUGGCAUUAGGGUUGUAAAUGAAUUUCAUUUAAAUUCAAAUAAUUCCAUAGGCUUCUGUUUUUUGUUA
Molecule: messenger RNA, 1520 nt
Organism: Lotus japonicus
Lineage: Eukaryota; Viridiplantae; Streptophyta; Magnoliopsida; Fabales; Fabaceae
Product: IAA-amino acid hydrolase ILR1-like 4
Exons: 5
Coding region: 92-1405 (437 amino acids)
Biological process (GO): auxin metabolic process
Cellular component (GO): endoplasmic reticulum
Molecular function (GO): IAA-Ala conjugate hydrolase activity
Source: RefSeq, a predicted model, not a curated record